ACCUCCGUCCGGGCGUCAGUCCCCGACCAAGAGCGCGGCCAACGGGAGCCCUUCCAAAUGCCCGCGGUUUGUGAAGAUCAAGAACUGGGAGACGGGCUCUGUGCUCCACGACACCCUGCACCUCAAGACUGCCAUGGCCACCGCCUGCACCGAGCAGAUCUGCAUGGGCUCAGUCAUGACCCCCAGCCCUCACAUCCGCAAGUCAGAAGACACCAGGACAAAGGAGGAGGUGCUCCUGUUGGCCAAGGACUUCAUUGACCAGUACUACUCCUCCAUAAAGAGAUCUGGCUCCAAGGCCCACAUGGAAAGGCUGGAGGAGGUGACCAAGGAGAUUGAAGCCACUGACACCUACCAGCUGCGGGACACCGAGCUCAUCUACGGAGCCAAGCACGCCUGGAGGAACGCAGCCCGCUGCGUGGGCAGGAUCCAGUGGUCCAAGCUGCAGGUGUUCGACGCCCGCGACUGCACCACAGCCCACGGGAUGUUCAAUUACAUCUGCAACCACAUCAAGUACGCCACCAACAAAGGCAACCUCAGAUCCGCCAUCACCAUCUUCCCGCAGCGCACGGACAGCAAGCACGACUUUCGCAUCUGGAACGCCCAGCUCAUCCGCUACGCCGGCUACAAGCAGCCCGACGGCACCAUCCUGGGGGACCCUGCCAACGUGGAGCUGACCGAGAUCUGCAUCCAACAAGGCUGGAAGGCGCCCUACGGACGUUUUGACAUCCUGCCACUGCUCCUCCAAGCCAACGGCAACGAUCCAGAGCUCUUCGAGAUCCCCCCAGAGCUCGUGCUGGAAGUGCCCAUCCGGCACCCCAAGUUUGAGUGGUUCAAGGACCUGGGGCUGAAGUGGUACGGCCUGCCAGCAGUUUCCAACAUGCUCCUGGAGAUUGGUGGCCUGGAGUUCUCCGCCUGCCCCUUCAGCGGUUGGUACAUGGGCACCGAGAUCGGCGUCCGGGACUACUGCGACAACUCCCGCUACAACAUCCUGGAGCAAGUGGCCAAGAAAAUGAACCUGGACAUGAGGAAAACCUCCUCGCUGUGGAAGGACCAGGCCCUGGUGGAGAUCAACAUUGCUGUGCUGUACAGCUUCCAGAGUGACAAGGUGACCAUUGUGGAUCACCACUCGGCCACGGAGUCCUUUAUCAAGCACAUGGAGAACGAGUACCGGUGCCGUGGAGGUUGUCCUGCCGACUGGGUGUGGAUUGUCCCGCCCAUGUCUGGCAGCAUCACCCCAGUUUUCCAUCAGGAAAUGCUCAACUACCGCCUCACACCCUCCUUCGAGUACCAGCCGGACCCCUGGAACACCCACGUCUGGAAAGGGGUCAAUGGGACACCUACCAAGAAGAGGGCCAUUGGAUUUAAGAAGUUAGCAAAGGCUGUGAAGUUCUCGGCCAAGCUGAUGGGGCAGGCCAUGGCCAAGAGGGUCAAGGCCACCAUCCUUUACGCCACAGAAACGGGCAAGUCCCAGGUCUAUGCAAAAACUCUGUGUGAGAUCUUCAAGCACGCUUUUGAUGCCAAGGUGAUGUCCAUGGAUGAGUACGACAUCGUGCACCUGGAGCACGAAACCAUGGUCCUGGUGGUCACCAGCACCUUCGGCAAUGGGGACCCCCCCGAGAACGGAGAGAAAUUUGGCUGUGCAUUAAUGGAGAUGAAGAAUCCCAACUCCAACCUGGAGGAGAGGAAGAGCUACAAGGUCCGUUUCAACAGCGUCUCCUCUUACUCGGAUGCUCGGAAAUCCUCCAGCGAUGGCCCUGACUCCAGGGACAACUUCGAGAGCACGGGGCCUCUGGCUAACGUCAGGUUCUCCGUGUUUGGGCUGGGCUCACGUGCCUACCCCCACUUCUGCGCCUUCGCCCGGGCCGUGGACACCCUCCUGGAGGAGCUGGGCGGGGAGAGGAUCCUCCGCAUGGGAGAGGGGGAUGAGCUGUGUGGCCAGGAGGAGUCCUUCAGGACCUGGGCCAAGAAGGUCUUCAAGGCAGCGUGUGACGUGUUCUGCGUGGGGGACGACGUCAACAUCGAGAAAGCGAACAACUCCCUCAUCAGCAACGACCGGAGCUGGAAGAGGAGCAAGUUUCGGCUGACCUACGUGGCCGAGGCCCCAGAGCUCACACAGGGGCUCUACAGCAUCCACAAGAAACGUGUCUAUGCAGCCCGGCUGAUCGCGCGCCAGAACCUGCAGAGCCCCAAGUCCAGCCGCCUGACGAUCUUCCUGCGCCUGCACACCAACGGGCACCAGGAGCUGCAGUACCUGCCCGGGGACCACCUGGGGGUGUUUCCCGGGAACCACGAGGACCUGGUCAACGCCCUGAUCGACAGGCUUGAAGACGCCCCUCCAGCCAACCAGUUGGUGAAGGUGGAGCUGCUGGAGGAGAGGAGCACGGCUCUAGGUGUCAUCAGCAACUGGACAGACGAGAACCGUGUCCCACCUUGCACCAUCUUCCAGGCUUUUAAGUACUACUUGGACAUCACCACCCCUCCCACACCCCUGCUGCUGCAGCAGUUUGCUUUGCUGGCCACCAGUGAGACAGAGAAGAAACGUCUGCAGGUCCUCAGCAAGGGCCUGCAGGAGUACGAGGAGUGGAAGUGGUCCAAGAACCCCACCAUCGUGGAGGUGCUGGAGGAGUUCCCCUCGGUGCAGAUGCCCUCCACGCUGCUGCUCACACAGCUCCCCCUCCUCCAGCCACGCUACUACUCCAUCAGCUCCUCCCCGGAGAUGUACCCAGGCGAGGUCCACCUCACCGUGGCCGUGGUGUCCUACCGCACCAGAGAUGGAGAAGGACCAAUCCACCACGGAGUCUGCUCCUCUUGGCUCAAUCGGAUACAGCCCGAUGAGGUGGUGCCCUGCUUUGUCAGAGGUGCCCCCGGGUUCCACCUGCCCCAGGACCCCCAGGUGCCCUGCAUCCUCAUCGGCCCCGGCACCGGCAUCGCCCCUUUCCGCAGCUUCUGGCAGCAGCGGCUCUUUGAGAUCCAGCACAAAGGGCUGAAGCCUUGUCCCAUGGUCCUGGUGUUUGGCUGCCGGCAGUCCAGGAUCGACCACAUUUACAAGGAGGAGACGCUCUUUGCCAAAACCCACGGUGUCUUCAGAGAGCUGUACACGGCCUACUCCCGGGAGCCAGACAAACCAAAGAAAUACGUGCAGGACGUGUUGCAGGAGCAGCUGGCCCAAACGGUGUUCAAAGCGCUGAAGGAGCAGGGAGGCCACAUCUACGUCUGCGGGGAUGUCACCAUGGCCGGGGACGUCCUCAAGACCAUCCAGCGCAUCGUGAGGCAGCAGGGCCAGCUGUCGGUGGAGGAGGCAGGCGCCUUCAUCAGCAAGCUGAGGGAUGACAGCCGGUACCACGAGGAUAUUUUUGGAGUCACCCUGCGUACGUACGAAGUGACGAACCGCCUUAGAUCCGAGUCCAUCGCGUUCAUCGAGGAGAGCAAAAAAGACACGGAUGAGGUUUUCUGCUCCUAACUGGACCCUUCACCCCAAGGGGAUGCCAAACCAGUCCCAGCACCUGCUGCCCCCUCCAGCUGGAGGGCACUGGGUUUUGUAUUUCACGGACACGGUGGCUCCUUUUCCACGGGGAACUGCCCAUGGAAAGCGUUCUGUCUCUCGUCCUGUUGUUGUGUCCUGAUGAUGAUGAUGAUGAUUUUUAUUUCCUU
Molecule: messenger RNA, 3651 nt
Organism: Empidonax traillii (willow flycatcher)
Lineage: Eukaryota; Metazoa; Chordata; Aves; Passeriformes; Tyrannidae
Gene: NOS1
Product: nitric oxide synthase 1
Exons: 26
Coding region: 134-3460 (1108 amino acids)
Biological process (GO): nitric oxide biosynthetic process
Molecular function (GO): calmodulin binding; NADP binding; FMN binding
Source: RefSeq, a predicted model, not a curated record